Molecule: messenger RNA, 1649 nt
Organism: Stylophora pistillata
Lineage: Eukaryota; Metazoa; Cnidaria; Anthozoa; Scleractinia; Pocilloporidae
Molecular function (GO): calcium ion binding
Source: RefSeq, a predicted model, not a curated record
AAUGUGGAAGAUUUCUCGGUAUGCAAAGCGGUGAAAUCUCUGAUGGACAGUUAAGCGCCUCCUCAGAGAGAGAUUCCAAUCAUUCUGCCGCCCAGGGUAGACUUUACUUCGUGCAUCCUAACAAAGCGGAAUCUUGGGCAGCUGCAAGCAAUGAUACGGAUCAAUGGCUCCAAGCUGAUCUGGUUGUUCUGCACACAAAAGUGAUACGUGUGGCAACACAAGGUAGUAAUGGACACCAGAGGGAGUGGGUUACGAAGUACAAUCUGCAGUACGGCAACAAUACAGGAAGGUUCUACAAUUAUACAGUCCCAGGACAAAACAUUACGAAGGUUUUUCAUGGAAACACAGAUCAGAAUACCAUAGUUUAUCACGACCUUAACCCACCAAUCACUGCGCGUUACAUUCGCUUUAAACCAAUAGAGUGGCAGAACUGGAUAUCAAUGGGGGUUGAACUGUAUGGCUGUGUACAAGAAUUUACAGCUGUGUUUACAAACCUGGGUCAGAGUGGAUCUCAGGGUCCAGACUCAAUCGGUAGUCACUACACAGAUCAGGAUCAUAGCGGACAAGUUACGGUCUCCAACGGUACUCAACUCUGGACUGUGCCACGCACUGGCGAAUACAGAAUGGAAGCAAUAGGAGCCUCAGGGGGGUACGGUGAGGACAGUGACAUCAACAACGGAGGAAGAGGAGCAAGGAUGAUUGGAAAUUUUAAUUUGACCAAAGAUGAGAGUAUCUUUGUACUUGUUGGUCAAAAAGGGAGAAGAGGAAAUGCCAACCCAAAAACUGCCGGAGGUGGUGGAGGUACAUUUGUGGUGAAAAGAAACAACACGCCUUUGAUCAUUGCUGGAGGAGGAGGGGGAGUUAGAAACAUGUCAGAACAACAUCCAGGAUGUGAUGCGUCCAUUAAUACAACAGGGAAUGCAGGAUACAACUCGACGCUGGGGACAGGAGGAAGCAGUGGAAGUGGAGGAAAUACCACUGGUAAAAGAUCAGGCGGUGGUGGUGGUGGCUUCUUGAGUAAUGGACAAGACGAAACAACUCCUAGAGUUAAUGGAAAUAAAGGAAGUAUAGGAGUGAAAGUGUGGUCUAUUAUCAUUUGUGAAGGUGAAUCAAACCGAAUCUGUUGUGAAAACGAAAGAAAGAUCGACGUAGUCUAUGCGAAUUACGGAAGAAUGGACGGAGGCACAUGCCCACACAAAAGUAUUGAAACUAGAAACUGUAUUGCUGUGAAGUCUCUUUCCACCGUGCAGACAAAAUGCAACGGAAAAGUCAGCUGCGAGUUGAUUGCAAAAUCAUCAGAGUUUGGUGGCGAUCCAUGUCAAGGAACAUUUAAAUAUCUGGAAGGCAAAUUCAAUUGCGUGUUAAGAUUUACAGCUGUGUUCACAACCCUUGAUGCGAGUGGAUAUCAGGGUCCAGACUCAAUCGGUAGUCAUUACACAGAUCAGGACCACAACGAACAAGUUACAUUGUCCCGCGAUAUUCAACUGUGGACUGUGCCACACUCUGGUCAAUACAGAAUAGAAGCAACAGGAGCCUCAGGGGGGUACGGCGAGGACAGUAUCAUCAAGAACGGAGGAAGAGGGGCAAAGAUAAUUGAAAACUUUAUUUUUACCAAAGAUGAGAUCAUUCGCAUACUUGUGAAGGUGUAG